AUGAGCAAUGCGCUCAAUCCUAUACUCGCCCUCACGGCGCGGUACCGCGCCGUCGACCGCAAAAGAUCCCUAACCGGCCCAGACUACGUCUGGCCCUUUGGGAACUUCCGCCACAUGUUCGCCGAGUCUCGCGCACUUAGCCAUAAAUGGCGGAAGGAGUAUGGCGAUAUCUACCGUAUCUGGACAGGGUUCUAUAGCGAAGUGUGGGGUCUGGGUUACUGGAUGCUCUCGCGCGAGAAGUACCAGUCUGCAAAGGCGUAUCUGGCCCGCUGGGAGGCGUUUCUCAUGCGUACCUCACAGGCGCGAAAAGACCAGACCGACCUACCGAUCACCAGGCUGUGGAGGGACGUUGAGGUGGGCAAUCUGAGUAAAGAUGAGCUCCUGCAAACCCUGACAGAGUCUACCGUCUUCAAUCUAGAGCCAACCUCGCACGCGCUAAUCAUGACAAUAUUCUUAAUAUCCGACAAUCAGGCCUUCCAAGACAAUCUAGUCGCCGAAUUGGACGCCAACCGGAGUGCCAUUACCCGGUAUCUUGGGCGGAAGGACACCCUGCUGCACUAUGCCCUCUUGGAGGCGGUGCGCCUACAGCCUGUUUUGCCAUUUACCCUCCCUGAAGCGGCAUCCGUCGACAAAGGUCUGGGCGGGUACCUAAUCCCCAAAGGCACUAGCGUAAUAGCCGACUCCUACGGCAUCAACGUCCGCAACCCCUUCUGGGGCCCCGACGCGACCUCCUACCGGCCCAGCAGAUUCACCACAUUGACACCAGCCGAGAUACAUCGGAAUCUCAGCAUGUUCUGGUUCGGCGCUCGAAAAUGUCUUGGCCAGUUUUUUGCGGAUAAGCAGGUCCGCGCAGUGGUAUUUAACCUGUUCGACCGGUACAAAGUCACAUGUAGUGAUUACAGUGGUAUUGCGCCUGGGAUCAAUGUAGAUAAGACGGAGUAUGUGGACCGGUUUGGGCUAGAGUUUCUGUUAUAG
This is a messenger RNA of Aspergillus nidulans FGSC A4, 975 nucleotides long. RefSeq lists its product as uncharacterized. Gene Ontology annotation, molecular function: iron ion binding; heme binding; monooxygenase activity. NCBI's taxonomy places the organism in Eukaryota, Fungi, Ascomycota, Eurotiomycetes, Eurotiales, Aspergillaceae. The coding region runs from base 1 to 975 and encodes 324 amino acids. The record is from RefSeq and is a predicted model, not a curated record. The transcript has 6 exons.